AUGGCUUAAGUACAAAGAGCCUCAACCACGGCAGUUGAGAUUCCAUUCGACUUGAACAAGAUUUUCAGCUUGACCUAUGAGUUCUAGCCCCUCAAAGAAGUUUUAGAGUAUAUAUUCGGGCAACUUAAAAAGAAUGAGGACAGGAUCCAUCAGGUCGAUACCAAGCUUGUUUCAAAACUUUUAAUGCUUGAUAAGUUAAAAAAUGAUGGUGAAGACUUUAAAACUUAAUUUAAGCAGAUUAGAGAUAUUUGCAAAGAACUGGAACAAAAGAGUGUCAACGUAGAUCAAGAUGUAUUCACUAUGAAAACUGACAUAGAAGCUUGCAAGAUGAAUCUAUCACUUUUGAUCAGAUAAAUGAGUUCCAUUCCGGGUCGAGUUUAUGAAGUCGAGGAUAAAUUAGACGAAUUCAGCAAAAGAAUGGAUGAAAUGAACAAGAAGAUUGAAGAAAAUAGCAGCAAUGCUGCUGUAAGUUAAGUCGUUUCUGAUGGUGGUUUUGAUAUUAAUGCUUUGACCAAUCUUUUGAAAGAAUACUUUAAGAAAAGCGAGGGUGAAAGUUUGAUAUCAAGAGUUGAAAAGCUUGAAAAAGAGCAAAAAAGUCUCUAAGAUAGUUAAGAGGCUACUGAUAAUAAAUUGACUAGACAAACUAAAAAACAUAAGAAAUGGAGACCAAAGUGGGUUUAAAUGCAGAAAGAUAUUGAAGACCUUAAAAAAUUACUCAAAGAUAAGGUUGAUAAUUCAUUUUUCUAAGAAGAAUUUGACAAAUUGAAAAAUCUAAUUAAUUAACUUGCUUCCUCUGGUAAAGAUAUUUAGCUGCCAUUGAUUCCAACUGGUCCCCAACUUUCUUCAAAAGAAAUAGCGGAGUUAAAGGAACUUAUCCAAAAAGUUGAAAAGCUGGAGGAUAAGACUAAGAACCUUGAUGUAGAAAAGAUAAUGAGUUCUAUCCAUUUACUCUAAGUGGAAGUUUCAGAAAAAGCUGAUAAAAACAAAACUGAAAAGGAUAUUAAGGAUAUUUACGCUAAAUUGGAGCAGAUGCAUAAGGAUAUGAUAAAAUUCCAAGAGAGCUUGAAAGAAUGCAUUAGCAAACUAGCCUUUUUAGAAUAAAAUUCUAAUAGAGAUACUGGUUCCAAAGUUGUCCAAAGUGUGGGAGUAUCUGAACAGGAAUUUAAGAAACUAGUUGAUAGAGUCGAUAAACUUGAGUAACUUCUUCAAGAAUACUUGAAGUCAUCUAAGACUGUUGAAAUGGCAUCAUCUGAUAAUAUUAGUGAUUAGGCUCUAAAAGACAUAAUGAGCAAGCUUCAGGAUUUACAAAAACAAAUUGAAAAUUUAAGAAACGAAUUCUCUAAAUGGAUAAAGGAAAUGCAAGAUGGCCUAAACAAGAAAGCAGAUAUUGAUGCAUUAAAUAACUUAGAAAAGUUGAUUCUAGAAAAGAUUAAUGAAGUGGUAAGAGCAUUUACUAAAUAGUUUGCUGAUAAAAAUGAUACCAAGAAAGCAAUCAAACUUCUUGAAAGAUAGAUUAAGAAUCUAUUUGACAUAAUCAUGCAAAAUAAUGCUGGUUAGAGUCAUCAUGAUCAUGAAGACGAUGCAAUGUUUACUAAGAAGCCUUUAGGAGGAAUGUCAUGCGCUUCUUGUGAAAAAGACAUUAUCAAUCUCCAAGGGAAGAAAGUUAACUAUUACCCAUGGAGUAAAUUGCCUAAUAGAGAUCCUUCAGAAAGAAUUGCAAGAGUUGGACAAGGAUUUUCGAAGAUGUUGUCAAUGAUUAAUCCUGAUGUUUUGAAUAAGCAAUAAGAAAACCCCUCAAAUUCAAAGAACAGAUAUAAGACAAUCAUAAAUGCCAACAGAGCAACAAACUAGCUCUAUUCUAGUCAAGGAAUGAGAGGAGUGAAGAAUUUCAAUCAUCUAUCUUAGGAAAACUUUUAUCAGCAUGACGAAGGUCAAGAUUCUAUGCCUGAUAUGGGCUAAUUGAAGCCAACAAUCGCUGCUGAUGGAACUAUUGGCAUGAAGACUACCACUAAUUUUUACAAAUCCCAGAAUAUUGAGGAUUUAUCAAAAAGACCAGGAAGUGCUAGUUUGAUUCCGAAACCAAAGAUUACAAACAAAUUUAUUAAGAAUCAAAAUUCUUCUGGAAAGAAGAAUAACAAUAACUAAUGA
Messenger RNA from Stylonychia lemnae, 2148 nucleotides. NCBI's taxonomy places the organism in Eukaryota, Ciliophora, Spirotrichea, Sporadotrichida, Oxytrichidae. The record is from the annotation of a GenBank genome assembly.